Molecule: messenger RNA, 2174 nt
Organism: Aureobasidium subglaciale EXF-2481
Lineage: Eukaryota; Fungi; Ascomycota; Dothideomycetes; Dothideales; Saccotheciaceae
Exons: 1
Coding region: 192-2003 (603 amino acids)
Biological process (GO): regulation of DNA-templated transcription; DNA-templated transcription
Molecular function (GO): zinc ion binding; DNA-binding transcription factor activity, RNA polymerase II-specific; DNA binding
Source: RefSeq, a predicted model, not a curated record
GCGGAGAAGAACCUCUGGGGAAAAAGUCAAAUUCUGGGCAAGAGCGACACUCCGCGAUGCCCCGCACGUGCGACUUUGGGGCUGGAGACUGGUGGCGUUUGACGGCAGUCAUCUCAGCUCCCUCCACAGCCUGAAGCCUCCUUUCUCGAGCGACUUUCCGCGACAAACUUCACUGUAGCAGAGUGCCUUUGAUGUCAAAUCUACAAAACAUACUCAUCGGGGAGACCGAAGUAUCCAGAUCUGCCAAUGACGACGACCCGAUCGAUCGUUCGAGCCAGAAGCGUCCUGCUCCACGCGGCACAGCCUCAUAUCCUCGGAAGAGAGCUGUGACUGCUUGUCAAGUCUGUCGGGCGCGGAGGACAAAAUGCGACAACCUCAAACCCGCAUGUUCAUUCUGCCUAAAAGUCGGCGCCACAUGCAUUCAAUCGUCUGUAGAUCUUUCGAGUUUUGAUCCAGCUAGCCUCAAGAUUCUGGAGAGGCUAGACGAGUUGGAACAGCUCAUACGAUCAGGUCAUGGUUCGCAUCAGACUGUCACGCCAGCUGCUCCGGAAAGGGAUGAUCCAGCGACCUUCACACUGAGAGAACAUGACCUUCUGCCGUGCUCGCCUGAGGAGCUGCUAGCCAGGCCAGAGUUCGCAUCCGUGACCACCUUUGGUCAAAGCCCCUCGCUCUACCAGCAUCAUACGCCGCAAUUGCCAGUGGCAUCUCCUGGAUGGGAGGAUGACCUCACUGCGGCUUCGACUACCACUCUGUUGGACAACUUCUUCAAUAACGUCCAUGUCAAGAAUCCUGUGCUGGAUGAAUCCCAGACAAGACGUAUGGUCUUGCGACUUGCCUUGCAUGGCUUCGACCAGUCGCCUCAGUCUUGUCUGACUCUACUUGUAUGUGCACUUGGUUCAGUCUCAUCAACCUUCGGAGUGGAUUCUAGUUACUCAAGAACCUCGCCUGAGUUUAUGACUGCCAUGUCGUAUUUCCAAGCCGCAAACAAAAGACUUGGGCCGCUCAUGGUCGACGGUGGGUUAAUCGCUGCACAAUGUCUAUUCCUUUCAGGUGUUCUUAUGGCAACUACUUUUCGAGCGUCCUCAGCAUGGCGGUACUUUCUGCAGGCCCUCGCAUGUUGUCAAGACUUCAAGAUUGUGAAGUGGCCAGAUACUGUUGCGGCUGAUGUGGAUGAAUCACAGACUAUUGCAGCUGAACAAGCUGUGUACUGGUCCGCAUGGAAGUCGGAGCGCGAGAUGCGAGGAGACAUGAAGCCCUUCGACUUCACCAUACGAAACAACUUAUCGUACCCCUCUUUCUUCCCGACACCGCCUGCCUUGUCGGCAGAUGCAGCGAACUCCGAGGAUCCCGUGGCAAGUCGUCAGCGAAUUAGCUGGUACUUUUAUUUAUCCGAGAUCUCAUUGAAGCGCCUGGCUUCGAGGAUCCAGCAAGAGAUUAUAGAAACGGAGGUGAAAUCUGGGCAAAAGACUCUAGAAGCGCUCGCUGAACUCGAGGUCGGAUGGCUACGGGAGGCAGAAAUAUGGCUCGAAAACUUGCCUUCUGAACUCUCUCUCCAAUCUACCCCUGAAAGUGACGACGUUUGCAAAUUCGUCCUCCGCGGUCAUCUACUCAACAUCUAUGAGCUUAUCUACUGGCCUUUCGUGAUGGCUGGGCUCAAUGCUUCUGAACGAAAAUUACAAGUUACGCCUGUGACUCUGGAUCUUGCUAACAAAGGUCUAAGGAUGCACCUCGAGCGACUAGUGGUGAACCAACCUGGCUUCUAUCAUCGCCACCAUGGCACCAUGGGUAUGGUCAGGACAUGUAGUAGAAGUGCAAUGGUCCUGACCCUUGCGAUGAGGAACAUGCAGAGUCAAUCGAGCAUUAGCCUGACACUUCCGGAUGGGUGGCGGUACCACGUACGACAGACUGCUGCUCUGAAUCGAUUCUGGCAGAAUGACGACCCAAUAUUCAUGGAAUGGGGCAACGUCUUAGAAGCUUCGUGUCUCGCCGAGUCUGAGCCAUGAGUUUUACCAGUGGCUUUGGCGUUUGGGUACGGUUUUGCCCAGCCGAUAAUCUCAUCGGCAAUUCAUUCCCGGUCUACUGUCCCUUGGAGCGAUAUUCCGCGAAGACCAGAAUCCGGGGUACGAGGGAAUAUCGCGGAGUGUCGCUUGAGCGAAGACGCAGCCCUCGGCUCC